Molecule: messenger RNA, 3183 nt
Organism: Nicrophorus vespilloides
Lineage: Eukaryota; Metazoa; Arthropoda; Insecta; Coleoptera; Silphidae
Gene: Sap-r
Product: prosaposin
Exons: 7
Coding region: 121-2826 (901 amino acids)
Biological process (GO): sphingolipid metabolic process
Cellular component (GO): lysosome
Source: RefSeq, a predicted model, not a curated record
AGCAACUGGCAACAACAUCAGAAACAUCAGCUGUUGUUAUUGAAUCAUUCGCCUUGAAGCCGCAUUUUGUUAAUUCUUGGAAAGAAUUUCUCAUAAAGGAAGCUACAAAGCAUUGUGAAAAUGAAGAGUCUGCUCUUCGUCGGUCUGGCACUUUUCUGUGCCAAUUAUGCAAGUGGUGCCCAUCUUUUGGGUUCCAAGGAAUGCACUUGGGGUCCUUCUUAUUGGUGCUCCAAUCUGACGGCUGCAGCAGGAUGCAGGGCUGUAAAGCAUUGCAUUCAGACUGUUUGGGUACACAAGGAGUACCCUGAGGACAAAGACAGUGUCUGUGACAUAUGCUUGAACAUGGUUAAGGAAGCUAGGGAUCAGUUGGAGAGCAAUGAAACUAUGGAGGAAAUUAAGGAAGUCUUUGAGGGCUCCUGCAAAUUGAUUCCCAUCAAGAUGGUGUCGAAGGAAUGCUGCAAGAUCGCUGACGAUUUUAUUCCGGAACUCGUCGAUACUCUCGCAUCGCAAAUGAAUCCUCAGAUUGUUUGCUCGGUCGCUGGAUUGUGUAACAAUGCUAAAAUUGAUAAACUUUUGGAGGAAUACAACAAGCCAAAGAAUACAUGCCAGGGCUGCCAUACAGUUGUUGAUCUUAUGGAACAUAAAUUUAAGGGAAUGUCUAAGGAUAUUUUCUUGAAAAAUUUACUCCAGGUUUGUGGUCGCAUGGGAAGCCUUUCUGACGCUUGCAGUAAUAUCGUUGUAACUUACUUCGAUGAAAUUUACUCGCAAGUUAAGAACAACUUUAAUGCUAACAAUGUAUGCUUGAUGUCUGGAGAAUGUAGUGCCAAUUUCCACAAGCACGAAAUCGAUGUAAUCACAAGGUCCGAAAUCGGCGUCGUUAAAGUCAAAGAUGAUGAUUUGCCCUGCGAAUUGUGCAAGCAACUGGUAGGACAUCUGAGGGAAUUGCUGAUCGCCAAUACCACCGAAUCCGAGUUCAAGACCGUAUUGGAAGGUCUUUGCAAGCAAACCAACAAAUUCAAAGAAGAAUGCCUCUCCAUUGUCGAGGAAUACUACACGGUUAUCUACGAUUUCUUCGUCUCCCAAUUGAACUCUUCAGAAAUCUGUGAAAUGGCUGGAAUAUGUCGGACCGGAAAUAACUUUGCUUUUGCUAUUAUACCUGUUUUACCAGCGGAAUCCGCCAAGAAGGCAGUUCAACUGUCGAAACCUGGAACAUUGCAGUCACCUGAUCUUAUGCAACUGCCGAUUGAGCGUAUGCAUAAACCAGCGGUUUACAACAAGCAACUCUGCACUUUCUGCGAGUAUUUCUUGCACUAUGUUCAACAAGCCAUUACCGACCCUAAGACCGAGAACGAAGUAAAGGAUAUCGUCAACAAGAUGUGCGUUAAAAUGCCGAGCACUUUGCAAAGUGUCUGCGAGCAAUUCGUCAAUGAUUAUGGAGAAGCCGUUGUAGCUAUCCUAGCCCAAGAGAUCGAUCCUUCUGUGAUGUGUCCCUUGAUGCAAUUGUGCCCAUCGUCGGAAAGCAACACUCAGAUUGAAAUCUUCAUGCAACAGAACUCCAAGGAUGAACCUAACUGUCCACUCUGUAUUUUCGCCGUAAGCAAACUGGAGGAGAUGGUGAAGGGACAGAAGAGCAAAUACAAUAUUAAGAGCGCUUUGAAGAAUUUGUGCACUCAUCUACCAAGCAAUUUGGCCAUGGAAUGCCAUGAUUUCGUAGAUAGUUACACCGAUGAACUUGUGGAGAUGCUUAUGGACGAUUUCAAACCUCAAGAGGUUUGCGUCUACUUGAAGGUUUGCGUGGACAAGAUUCCUGCUCCGAAGAUGAACGAAUUACCACAAAUUGAAGACAUGAGCGAACCAAUCAGUUCGAACGAAAUACAUGAUAACACCGCGAACGGCGUAGUAGUCGUACCGGAAGCGGAAAAUUCGAAGCCUCAAUGCAUCUUGUGCGAAUUCGUCAUGGAAAAAUUGCAAGUCGCUUUGAAGGAUAAAGACACCGAAGAGGAAAUCAAGAAUGCCAUCCACGGCAUUUGCAAUGAUCUUCCAAAAUCGAUCAAAAGCGAAUGUAACAACUUUGUGGAUAAAUAUGCGACCAUCGUUUUCGAUAUGAUCUUGGCGAGCGUGAAACCUGAACAGAUCUGCGCCGCAAUGAACAUGUGCAUUACUAAACCCGAAGAAGUACCGGUCAAGUCACCACAGUGCGCCCUUUGCAAGGUUGUUAUAAGGAAAUUGGAAACCUUGAUCAAUGGUAACCUGACUGAGGAAACCAUCAAGGAAUCUUUUGAGAAGGUUUGCAAUUUGUUACCCUCUAGCAAGAAAACCGAAUGCGUGAAGUUUAUUGAGAAUAACGAGCGUUAUAUCUAUAACUUUUUGAUCACCGCCGUCGCCCCCGACGAGAUCUGCUCGUUGUUGAUGGUCUGCGAGGAAAGAAAGCAAGUUGUCAAGAUGCGGGUGAACAAAUGCGCCGUGUGCGAAGCUGCUGUUAUGGCCAUCGACAAAAUCUUGCAGAAUCCCAAGGUAGAUCAUUCCAUCGAGCACGUGCUGGAGAAGGGUUGCAGGGCUCUGCCUCACAGGAACCAGCAGAAAUGCCGCGAUCUGAUCGAAACGUACGGACAAUCCAUCUUCAAUUUGGUCCAUACCAUGACCGAUAGUCAUGCCGUUUGCAAGGAAAUCGGAGUUUGUCGCGAUCCUCCAGCAAGACCACUUUUGGGAGCCAAUAAAUGCAUACGUGGACCUGACGUUAUCUGCGCCAGCGUUACCAGAGCUAGAGAAUGUGGAGCCUACGACAUGUGCUUGAAGAACGUUUGGUCGGGAAGUAAACCUCUAUAAGCAACAUCUCAGAGUUCAUACUCCCAUCAAUUUUAACAUACUUUUAUUUAGUUGUCGAAUUUAGUUUUAUUUCAAAUCUUUUUUUAAUUUUAUUUUUUCUAGAGCUUCACUUUUAAUUUUUAUUUUGCAUUUCACUGUUUAAGUGAAAUCAAGUGAUUUAACUCGUAUAGUAGAGAUAGAAAACACCAUUAGCGGGAAGGGGAACUGUGAUAAGGGUGUCGUUUUCUAUAGUUUUUUUUGUCGUUAAUUGAAUAAUAUCCCCCUUUCUUGAUACUUUUCGCAAAAUCUGUCACUAUAUAAAUUUAAGUAAGGAAAAUAUUAUAAAUGUAGUUAUUAUACUAAAACAAAAAUAAAAUA